GGUCCCCGCAGCUCCUCCUCCACCACACUCCAUGGUAACAUGCGGGAGGAGGUCACUGACCGUCAGCUUAGGACAUAGGAGUCUUCUGUGCAGCACCAUGACUGGCAUCCAGCGGAUCCUGUGAGCCUGGGCUGGACACAAUGCACGCCAUCUGCAGCCUUUGGCUUGACUUGGCCACUCGUGGUCCCAUCUUCACCUUCCCGUAAGAUUUGUCCCCACAGAACCUGAUUGGGUAAUAUUAACCCGAAACUGAAAGAAGGACAUUCCAAGGUUUUAUAGAUCCAAACAGUGUUAUCUGAGAUGGCAAGACUUCGGAGGAAAGCAUGUAUUGCUCUUUUCCUUUUUACUCUUUUUAUUUUUGGAACGAUGAUGGGCUUGAGAACUUUGAAGCCCACUGAUGGCUUUUCAGCCCUGGCUCCUGGCCUAGAACUUAUGCCCUUUGGUGAACAAUCCGAGAAAAGGUCUGUUUCCAGUGACGUUAUUUCUCAGCCACAAGGCACUGCAAAUGCAGCAGACCAAACAAAAGUGUACUAUGAUCUUCAUGUUUUCUACUACAUGUGGUAUGGGAAUCCUAAGUUUGAUAACAAUUAUAUCCACUGGGAUCAUGUGAUGGUACCUCAUUGGGAUCCAAAAAUAUCAGCAAGUUACCCUAAAGGUAGACAUAGUCCACCUGAGGACAUUGGUUCCAGCUUUUACCCUGAGUUAGGACCCUACAGUUCUAAAGACCCAGCGGUCCUCGAAGAACAUAUGAGGCAGCUGAGGGCAGCUGCUAUAGGAGUAUUAGUGCUGUCAUGGUAUCCCCCUGGCACAGCAGAUGAAAAUGGGGAAGCAGUGGAAAACCUGGUACCAUUGGUCCUGGAUUCUGCCCACAGAUAUGAAAUAAAGGUGGCAUUUCAUAUUCAGCCAUACAAAGGACGUGAUGACCGAACGCUUCAUGAAAAUGUUAAAUACAUCAUUGACAAUUUUGGAUCCCAUGCAGCAUUUUACAGAUAUAAAACAAGUACUGGUAAAAGCCUUCCUUUCUUCUACAUUUAUGACUCCUAUCUAACACCACCUGAGUCUUGGGCAAACCUGCUGACCGUGACUGGCUCACAUUCUAUUCGAAACACCCCUUAUGAUGCAGUGUUUAUUGGCCUGUUGGUAGAAGAAGGACACAAGCAUGAUAUCCUUACAGCUGGUUAUGAUGGCAUUUACACCUACUUUGCCUCCAAUGGUUUCUCAUUUGGUUCCUCACACCAAAACUGGAAAACUAUCAAAAGCUUUUGUGAUACCAACAAUCUCAUGUUUGUACCAAGUGUUGGUCCUGGUUACAUAGACACGAGCAUCAGACCAUGGAACAAUCACAACACCAGGAAUAGAGUUAACGGAAAGUAUUAUGAAACAGCUUUUCAAGCUGCCCUCACUGUCCGACCAGAAAUAGUUUCUAUCACAUCUUUUAAUGAGUGGCAUGAGGGUACUCAGAUUGAAAUAGCUGUUCCAAAGAAAACCGCCACACGUCUCUAUUUAGAUUAUUUGCCACACCAGCCUGAUCUGUACCUUAUUCUUACAAGGAAAUGGGCAGAACAUUUUAACAAGGAGAAGGAACAAUGGCUUAUGUGAGCUCAAGAAUCAACAUUUCUGGCCUGGAUGAAGUUAAAACAAUUGUUUGGACCUUCUCUAGACAAACCUGUCAGACUCUCAUGAUGUACCAGAGUUGUGCUGCUCACCAUACUUUGAUGAAGCAUGCAUCUACGACUGGCACUUGCUGGAAGAAAUAUUAGUGGGCAGCUUGAAAACAAA
This is a messenger RNA of Bufo bufo (common toad), 1779 nucleotides long. It is a transcript of the gene MANEAL, whose product is annotated as mannosidase endo-alpha like. The record is from RefSeq and is a predicted model, not a curated record. The transcript is spliced from 5 exons. Gene Ontology annotation, molecular function: alpha-mannosidase activity. Gene Ontology annotation, cellular component: Golgi apparatus. Bases 301 to 1599 code for a protein of 432 amino acids. Lineage: Eukaryota; Metazoa; Chordata; Amphibia; Anura; Bufonidae.